AUGAGACCUAUGCUUGUUCGCUCCGCUCUACGGAGCGCUCGCAUGUCGAGCUUCAGACCGUUGUGCCAGGCGCAACGCUUCAGCAUCAAGGCUGAGGCAGCCUCAUCCAUCAAACCCCUUGGCUUAGAUGCUUCAAAACUCACCAUUGAGAGAACGGGAAAGCCCAAGGGUCUCAGCAAGCCUGAGGAUUUGGUGUUUGGAAGGGAGUUCACAGACCACAUGCUUGCGAUCGAAUGGAAUCAGGAUGAAGGAUGGUUGGAGCCCAAGAUCACACCCUACCAGAACCUCUCUCUCGACCCUGCGACAUGUGUCUUCCAUUACGCCUUCGAGUGCUUCGAGGGUAUGAAGGCGUACAAGGACAAGCACGGCAAGGUGCGACUUUUCCGACCCGACAAGAACAUGGCUCGACUCAACAAAUCAGCUGCCCGUAUCGCGCUCCCUACUUUUGAGCCUCAUGACUUCACCGAGCUCGUCUCCAAGCUCGCCAACCUAGACUCUCGCUUCAUCCCCGACAAGCGAGGAUACUCACUCUACCUCCGCCCGACCAUGAUCGGAACUCAAAAGACACUUGGCGUUGGCCCUCCUGGAUCUGCUCUUCUCUACUGUAUUGCCUCGCCCGUUGGUCCUUACUACCCCACUGGCUUCAAGGCUGUUUCUCUCGAGGCCACUGACUACGCUGUCCGUGCUUGGCCUGGUGGUGUUGGUGACAAGAAGCUGGGUGCCAACUACGCGCCCUGCAUCGUUCCCCAGCUCCAGGCCGCCAGCCGUGGUUUCCAACAGAACCUUUGGCUGUUUGGCGAGGAGGAGUACGUUACUGAGGUCGGCACCAUGAACAUGUUUGUCGCUCUCAAGAACAAGGAGACUGGUAAGAAGGAGCUUAUCACAGCUCCCCUCGAUGGGACUAUCCUUGAGGGUGUCACUCGUGACUCUGUCCUGCAACUUGCUCGCGAGCGCCUUGCUCCCCAGGGCUGGGAGGUCAUCGAGCGCAAGUACACCAUGAAGGAGCUUGCUGAGGCUGCUGAUGAGGGCCGCCUGCUCGAGGCUUUCGGUACCGGAACAGCUGCCAUUGUCAGCCCUGUCCGAUCCAUCUCUUGGAAGGGAAGAUCCGUUGACUGCGGUCUAUCCGAGAUCGAAGAGUCUGGUGAGAUUGCUCUCCAGAUGAAGGAGUGGAUCGAAGCCAUCCAGUAUGGUGACGAGGAGCACGAGUGGAGCUACGCUAUCUGA
Messenger RNA from Fusarium poae, 1224 nucleotides. RefSeq names its product Mitochondrial branched-chain amino acid (BCAA) aminotransferase (gene BAT1). Gene Ontology annotation, biological process: L-valine biosynthetic process; L-leucine biosynthetic process. Gene Ontology annotation, cellular component: mitochondrion. Gene Ontology annotation, molecular function: branched-chain-amino-acid:2-oxoglutarate transaminase activity. Lineage: Eukaryota; Fungi; Ascomycota; Sordariomycetes; Hypocreales; Nectriaceae. The transcript is spliced from 2 exons. Bases 1 to 1224 code for a protein of 407 amino acids. The record is from RefSeq and is a predicted model, not a curated record.